Molecule: messenger RNA, 564 nt
Organism: Echinostoma caproni
Lineage: Eukaryota; Metazoa; Platyhelminthes; Trematoda; Plagiorchiida; Echinostomatidae
Source: the annotation of a GenBank genome assembly
AUGGGCGAACUGCACCUAUUCUCCGACGCGUCUGAAACGGGAUACGGAGCAGUAGCCAACGUAUGUUGGCAACAUGUGAACGGUGAGCCCAAGACAGAAUUACUUUUUGCCGAAGCCCGGGUCGCUCCAUUAAAAUGCGUUUCGAUAACCCGCCUCGAACUGACCGCAGCCGUGCCAGUGGUGCGUAUAGCCAAGCAGUUGCCACAGUGCUUUCGUAUAUUCGAAGAUCGCGUCACUUUCUGGACCGACUCCGCCAUUAUAAUACGCUAUGUGAACCACGUCAGCACUAGGUUCGGCACCUCUGUUUCCAACCGACUGACGGUGGUGCACGAAGAGACCAAGGUGCACCGAUGUCGGUACGUGAAAUCUGCGGAUAACCCAGCAGACCACCGCUCCCGAGGUUUGAAAUCAUUGGAAAAGCUAUGCGAUUGGCUUGGAGGCCCGACCUUCCUGACCGCUUCGUCAAAGGACGAGAGUACAGUGCUUGCAUUCCCCGCGCCCGUUGAGUUGAUGAAAUCAAAACGGGUAAUCAUGACGGUGGAACGCGACGUCACCUCCCCCUGA